This is a messenger RNA of Parnassius mnemosyne (clouded apollo), 1147 nucleotides long. Lineage: Eukaryota; Metazoa; Arthropoda; Insecta; Lepidoptera; Papilionidae. The record is from the annotation of a GenBank genome assembly.
GACACCUGACAAAAGAUAUUGAUAUAUUUGGUGGAUUACAAUUACAAUAAUAAAUAAUAAUUAAAGUUUAUUGAUUAACUAAGCCAUCUAAGCUGCCCUGUAAUCAAUAAUACAUUUUAAAAGUCUAUUAUCGAGUUCGUGACAUGAAUUCGCAUACGUUAAUAAUUGUUAUGUUUUCACUUUAUUCUUAUAAUUUAAAGGCUGAUAUUUUAAGUGUAGAACAAAGGCUUAAAAAACUUUCUACGUCGUGAGUGAACGUUAAUAGGAUUAUGUAUUUUACUUUAUGUUAACCAAUUUUUUCAUGAUAUUCACUUUUUAGGUUAAAUAGUGACAGUAAUUUGGAAUUUCUAUACCCAAAGAAAUGUUUUGAAAUUUUGGAGUCCUUUUCACAUAGUGCAUCAAAUUUGACGAUGUGUUCAAUAUUAAAUGCCAGACCUGUCAGAUUGUGUGAAAAGUGUAUUGAUAAAUACGUAACCUUUCAUAAUAGAUAUGAAGAGUUACUUAAAACAGUAAUUAAUGGUACGACAUGCAGUUCAGUUUUAAUUUCUAAUGACAGGUUGGAUGUGGUAUUGCAAUACCAUAACAGUAUUUUAGAAAUUUGGGAUAAAGGAAAUUGCAAUAGUUGUUUUGACUGGAAUGGCGGUGUACCAACAUUAAGUAAUGAUACAAAGCAUUUUAAUAAACUUUUUAAUGAAACAAUGAAAUGUUUAAUAAAUAACUUUGAUCCUAAAAACAAUGCCACAGUAUGUGAAAAAUGUAUGCAAUAUUAUAUGCAGUUAAAUACAUUUUAUUCAACCUUAAGUACAGAUGCAAUUGGAGUAGAUAGUAUUUGUAUGGACGUGGUAGAUUCAAUGAAUUCAACAAGAAGUAUUUGGAGCAAGACACUCAAUUGUUGCAAGCUACGUAUAUCACCAGAAGUUGUGUUUUUGUUCAGUGCUGGAUUAAUAUCAUUUUUGCCUUUAAUUUUUUAUAUGUCUGUAAGAUACUGUGGACCAAUCAGAGAUUUACCUAAAGUACUAAGAGAAUCAAGGUUUAAACAAACAAUAUUGAGGUCAGUGAAUUCCAGGGAAGACUGAAAGAAGAAAAAAAUGUGAGCUCACGCCAAAGAUAAAGUAUAAGAUUUUUUAAAUAAAAAAACUUAAGUUUU